CUGAAAUACAGAGCUAUGCAGGUUCUAAGAACAAGGGUCGGCGGCGUUUGGCUGCUGGUGGCUGCGGCGGCGGCGGCAGUUAUGCUGACGGCAAUGCCGGAAGUUUCGGCGACGCGGUGGACUGUCGGUGGCAAGAUGGGUUGGACGACCAAUGUGAACUACACUAUGUGGGCUGAGGGAAAACACUUCUAUUACGAUGACUGGCUCUUUUUUGUGUACGACAGGAACCAAAUGAAUGUGUUGGAGGUGAACAAAACAGAGUAUGAGAAUUGCAAUUCCGAUCAGCCACUCCAUAAUUUCACCACCGGAGCUGGAAGAGAUGUGGUUCAUUUGAAUGUCACUAGACCUUAUUACUUCAUUAGCGGUAAAGGGUUUUGCUAUGGAGGCAUGAAGCUCGCUAUCCAUGUCCGGCACCUGCCUCCGCCGCCCUCGGCCUCCCCCUUCAACGCUACGAGCAGUGCUCUGAGAUCUUCCUACAUCGCCCAUACCCCAUUUGUCUUAACCGCUGUUUUCGCCAUCGCCGCUCUCCGGGAAGCUUUCUGCCGAUUCUGGUAGAGACCACUCUUACUGAGUUCACAUUCAACUUACUACACUUUUGUUUGGUUUGGGUUUGGGUUGGGUUAGAUUUGUUUAAUUUUAGUUCUCGAUUUCAUAGAUAUAAGACUCCUUCCUCAAUUCACCUUUUAUAUCAUUAUGUUCUAAGUUUAGUCGGCUCAGCUCGUCCCCAACUGGUGGAGAACUCUCUAAUCCGGUGGUACCUUUUGUGGUCUCA
Cucurbita pepo subsp. pepo (vegetable marrow) is the source of this 772-nucleotide messenger RNA. Its product is annotated as early nodulin-like protein 17. Gene Ontology annotation, molecular function: electron transfer activity. Gene Ontology annotation, cellular component: plasma membrane. The record is from RefSeq and is a predicted model, not a curated record. Lineage: Eukaryota; Viridiplantae; Streptophyta; Magnoliopsida; Cucurbitales; Cucurbitaceae.